Neoarthrinium moseri is the source of this 861-nucleotide messenger RNA. RefSeq lists its product as uncharacterized. Lineage: Eukaryota; Fungi; Ascomycota; Sordariomycetes; Amphisphaeriales; Apiosporaceae. The transcript has 3 exons. Bases 1 to 861 code for a protein of 286 amino acids. The record is from RefSeq and is a predicted model, not a curated record.
AUGGCUCCAAGAUACGAUGAAGCGCCGGAAGUUGCUCCGCAUGCUUUGCCCGAAGUCCACCAACCACCGGCGCACCCAGAAGUAGCACAGUACGGCCAGUUUCCACAACAACAUCAAACGCUGCACCCGUCGAUAAAAAGGGAAGAUUCGACUUUCAGCGGAGGAGCAGGAGGAGGAUAUGCUCCUAGCCACCCAGUCGCGCCGACAUAUGCGUAUGAUCACCAAUCGGCAUACGGUACCGCGCAAUCAGAUCCAGGCAGGCAGUCGAAAAAAGCCACCAUCUGCGGCUGUACGGUUCUCGUUUUCAUUCUCUCGGCUAUAAUCGCAGUAUUGUCGGCGGCAGUGAUAGGACUGGCAGCAGGCACAGGAGUAGAAGCGAGUCGCGCCAGCGAUGCGGAAUCUAAGUUGGCAAGCGGAGGGGCCACAACAACAGUGACGGCACCUCCCUCGACAGCAACAGAUUUCAACACGCUGGACAGGAAUUGCACGUCGAACGCGGGCAGCACUACUGGGUCCUCGUACACGUCAACAUUCUUCAACCAAGCAACAUACACGAUAUACUGCAACAAGGACACACCCAACGCUCCGCUGCAGUCGCUAUUCGUUGCUAACCUGGACGACUGCAUGGACGCGUGUUCCUCAUACAGCUACUACAUCCCCACGGACUUCCCCAGCGCCAACGCGACGAAUCAAACCUGCUCUGCCGUCAGCUUCAUUCCCGCCUGGACAAACAAGACUUUCGCAACCGAGGGAACUGCGCCGGGCAACUGCUAUUUAAAAGGAGGUACACAAAACAAGACGGCUCUGUAUGCGCCAAACAACGGGCAAGAAACGCAUGCGGCUAUUGUCAAUGAAUCGUAA